This is a messenger RNA of Cephus cinctus (wheat stem sawfly), 1188 nucleotides long. RefSeq lists its product as uncharacterized. NCBI's taxonomy places the organism in Eukaryota, Metazoa, Arthropoda, Insecta, Hymenoptera, Cephidae. Bases 208 to 747 code for a protein of 179 amino acids. The transcript has 6 exons. The record is from RefSeq and is a predicted model, not a curated record.
AAUUAUGGAGUGAAGAUUUUUCUCUUUUGGUAUCAUAUUGAUUCUUUUUUCUCUUCUCUCACCACUGGUCCAAGAUAAUACUGGCAGGUGCAAAAUGCUAACGUUUGCUUCGCUGAACCGUAAUGUCCGCUUACGGGCUACUGGGUUGAAAGUGUCCGGCGUACGUGGUUGCUAAUUAACCUUGUUGGCGCUGUAGAAUCCUUUGUGAUGCAUCACCAAGUUCCUAUAAAUUUGAAUUACGAUCAUCGCUCUGGUGAACCCAGGAUGCAUGAUGGAUUGGGCAUUUAUCCCGGAACAUAUAACAGUGAUGGACUAAGAUUUAUGCAGAAUGAUGCUUCAAUUCGAAAUUCAAAAUCUCUAACAGCAUUAGCACAGCUUGGCAUAUACUGUCUUCAAGAAUGGUAUGAGAAUUCUUGUCUAGAAGUAUCUAGUGCGGUUCACGAGAUUCGAUCACUUUGGAUAACAACAACAGGUGGUACCUGUUCCAAGAAGAUCACAGUAGCGAACAGACAAAUUGCAUAUUAUUUGAUAAUCUUAUCAAUAUAUUUGAUAGAGACUGUUUUGUGGAUCGAUAAAAAAUUAUUUCAAGGAUUACUAGUUGUUUUAUUCGAAUCGCACGACAAACGUCAGAUGCUUAUUGGCUUAGGAAUUGUCGUAUGCGAAAUUCUUUUCCUUUACGUAAUUGGUUCACCAUACUCAUACCCUCAUCCCGAAUGCGAUGCAACCAAUGAACCCAGUAGCAGUUGAUUCACAAAUAGCGAAGAAGACUAUAUCAUUUAAUCAAAAUUGUAAUUAAUUUAUCAUCAUGGUUAAAGAAAUACGUUCGCUCGACUCUCAGGAACACCAUAGACUCAUCCGACACACUUUUCCUCUACAUAAAACUAAUUAUUAAAUAAGCUGGUGGUCCAAGAAGGUCACGAUAGUGAGAAGACAGGUUGCAUAUUAUUUGAUAAUCUUAUCAAUAUAUUUGAUAGAUACUUUUUUGUGACUACAUAUUUCAAGAACGCACACAAGCUAAUGUUAUCGUCUCGUCACGGUCAAAUAACAUUAUUCGUUGCCAACCUUGAUCCACUUAAUUAUACAAAAACUUUCGCAAGUCCAUGUAUUAGCAUAUAGUAAAGACAAGGUGAAUCCACGAUACAGCCGAGUGAUUCGCGUUAAUCAGACAUUAAUUAACUAUAAUUAAUU